Camellia sinensis is the source of this 564-nucleotide messenger RNA. The record is from RefSeq and is a predicted model, not a curated record. NCBI's taxonomy places the organism in Eukaryota, Viridiplantae, Streptophyta, Magnoliopsida, Ericales, Theaceae.
UUUGCAAAGGUCGGACAGGCUUGAUGGUAUCUGCUUACCUUGUUUAUAGUGGCAUGUCAGCAGAGGAGGCUCUUCAAGUGUAUGCACAUAAACGGACUACCAAUAAUGAAGGAGUCUCAAUACCAAGCCAACGGCGUUAUGUAGGGUACUGGGAGAAUACAGUUUCUAUUCCUAGGGGAGUUGAUCAUGGCCCUCCAUCUGUGAACUCGCCUGAACUAUGUAGCAGAGAAUUGGUUCGAAUUCGACUUUAUGACACGGUUAACACUGGCUCUGUCUUCUUUGUGGUCUCAGAGUUACAAGAGGUGCCUUACAUCACUACUGCUUUGAUGGAUGCGAAGCUUGGCACGAAAGACCGCAAGGAUCUUUUUGAUUGGCUAUCAAGGCAACUUAGUGGAUUAAGCAAUUUUCCUGAUGCUGUAAAUUUGAAUUAUGUAUUGUUUCAAAUUGUUAUGCGAGAUCGAUGUGACUUGUGAAUGAAAACUUAGAAUAGUAAUAUUGUGUCGAAUGUUAAUGAAUUAUGUAUUUUGUCGAAUGUUAAUGAUUCAGUUAAUUUGAAUGAUGCUU